Molecule: messenger RNA, 526 nt
Organism: Cuscuta epithymum
Lineage: Eukaryota; Viridiplantae; Streptophyta; Magnoliopsida; Solanales; Convolvulaceae
Source: the annotation of a GenBank genome assembly
UCGGAUGAACGUCAACACCUAUCCUGCAACCGGUCCACCUCCUCGACGAACCCAGCAACGGGGAAGCCAUCAACGCCAACAACAACACUCUGCUCAACCAUCGCCUGCGGCUGCAUUCUCAGCCACACCUUCAUCUCCUAGCCCAUCAACUCUCUAUGAUCCUUGGGUCAUAGACUCGGGUGCCACACAUCAUGUCACUGGUGACAUUAGCAAGCUCUCUUUAUCACAUCCUUAUAACGAAUUUGCAGGGGCAGACGUUGCUAAGAGGGACGCUUGAAAAUGGUCUGUACCGGUUACCAUCAUCAUGUCAACCCUCCCCUCUUCGUGCCUUCUUUGGUGAACGUACUUCUUUAGAGUGCUGGCAUCGCAGAUUGGCACAUCCCACUGAGCCUAUUUUACGUCGUCUAGUGUCUACUUUUUCAUUACCUAUUACUAGUUCCUCCCUACCUAAUAUUUGUGAUUCUUGUCAGUUAGGGAAAAGUCAUCGUCUUCACUUACCUAAGCGGUUGGAAUCAUCCAAAACCCC